Molecule: messenger RNA, 1870 nt
Organism: Phragmites australis (common reed)
Lineage: Eukaryota; Viridiplantae; Streptophyta; Magnoliopsida; Poales; Poaceae
Exons: 8
Coding region: 1133-1786 (217 amino acids)
Biological process (GO): lipid homeostasis
Cellular component (GO): endoplasmic reticulum; membrane
Source: RefSeq, a predicted model, not a curated record
CUCCUCCCUUUCCUUGUUUGGCUCGGCUUAGCAUCUCAUGUUUUCAACAGCAAUCUGCGAGAUUAGUUGUGCCUGUUGCUCUUUUGUUAUCUGGGGUGCCUGAACCCCAAAUCUUUCAUCUUGGUAGAUGAAGAAGAAGAGAUAAGCAGCGUUCUCUUUUCUGGUAAAGUCAAUGCAGAUCGUAUCAGCGCUGGUCAUCGAUGCAUAUAUGUGGGUUCCCAAAACAAAAUAAACAGUAAAAAAUUGCAUAUAGUUGUCAGUCGCUGUCUUCUACAAUGUGAGAUUGGUAAUGAGAGGCGCAAUACAAAUAUGUGGACAAUUCCACCGUGCUGAACAGACAGCGUUGAAGGCGCAAUACAAAUAUGUGGACAAUUCCACCGUGCUGAACAGACAGCGUUGACUAGUUUUCUAGAAGGGUUCUUUUCGGCUUUAAAUAGGAUCAGAAGCUUCGGCGAAAACUCUCCAUUUUUUUUGCAUAAUUGUGCUGUCUUAUUAGAUUCCUCUAGUUAGUUUAACGUGAGCCGUUAGUUUCAGGGGGAAGUUUCCUUAUCCGCAACUUUUAUGUCAACCUUACUGUUUAGCAUUGCAGACUUCUAUAGUCUGUCCUGGUUCUAUCCUUUUUUUAAUUUGUUGUCGUGUAUGUUGGCGCCCAGAAAAAAGUGUUCUCUUCUAAGAAAAAGAGGAGGGAGGAGGUCAGUAGGUCACUUAGGGUAUGAUGAAGACAAACUUUUUUCAAUGAGUAUGACGUCAAAUCUGAGCAAAUUUUCCGCAAAAUAAGACGAACAACUCCUAUGACUUGUUGGAGUUAACAUAAAACCAGUAUGAUGAAGGUUCCAGGAGGCAGAUAAAUACCAUGCAAUCAGCAAAAAGAUGAAGAUAUCCCUGAGGCCUUAUGUUUGAAGUUUAUUGUCGAAAUUAUGCACUCUGUGUUUUUUUUUAAAAAAAAAUGGCAGGGUGGUAAAAAUAGGCAGACCCUUGUUUGCAUGAGGUGCAUCAUCCUUCCUUCUCAUCAAAAGAGUAGACACAGAAAAAAUGUUAAUUGUUAUGCGAACAAGGGAGCAUCACCUAGAUAUAUGAAAUAACUCGAAAGAUUAGCUCUCGAUGCUUCAGGGGCUACCAUAAGUUAAGUCACAUGCAAAAGGUUGAGUGGAACAAUAGGGGUUUGUCUACGUUUCAUGCAUUGGUUGGUGCUGCUGUUUCUUUUUACUUGGUCGUGAUCUCUGACCUCUUUAAUGAGGAUGUCCAUAAUGGCAUAAUAAUUGACAGAAAAUCAUGGUUAUCUGAUGCCAUGUUUGGGGUCUCGAUUGGUUACUUUUUGACAGACUUGGUGAUGAUCCUUUGGUAUUUUCCUUCUUUAGGUGGAAAGGAGUAUCUCUUUCACCAUGGACUUUCCAUGUAUGCAAUUGGUCUUGCUUUGUUGAGUGGCAAAGCACACAUGUACAUACUCAUGGUCCUCUUCACUGAAGCCACCACUCCUUUUGUGAACCUUAGAUGGUAUUUGGAUGUUGCUGGUCAGAAGACUUGUAACCUUUACGUAUACAAUGGACUGGCUCUUUUUGUUGGAUGGCUGGUUGCUCGGAUAAUCUUAUUCGUGUAUUUGUUCACCCAUAUGUAUUUUCACUUUGAUCAGGCGAAGUCCAUCUUCACCUUAGGAUUCUACAGUCUACUGAUAGUGCCAUCGGCGGUAGCAGUACUGAACGUGUUUUGGUUCUGGAAGAUAUUCAAGGGAAUGGUGAAAACCCUGUCUAAACGGAGGAAGCACAGUGAAAACGGAAAAACCGAUUAGAAGGACGUGGUGCUUCUAACUUUUUACGUACAAAAUAUUUUUCCCUUCUAGAUUUAUAGCCAAUUCUCUGUUGUACUUUUUUUU